AUGGCAGACUUUGACUUUAGAUUCGAUAUAAUGAGCAGUUUGCUCGAUGGCGCUGAGAAGGUACCAGUGCCAGAGAAGCAACAACCACAGGCUCAACAAGGAAUGUCAAAUGCAAAGAAGAGACGUGAACAUAAUGAAUAUUAUAAGAAGGAUGUACCAACACGCGAUGAUAAUGAUAAUGAUGCAGACGAUGGUGAAUAUGACAAGAGUGUAUACGAUGCCUACGUCACCAACAGCAAGAAGAAGAGAGUCAAGGAGCAACGCGAGAAGGAGAGAGCCAACCGCCAAGCCACUGGAGACUAUGCCCACACUUAUGAGCAAGACUAUGACAAAAACCAAUAUGAUGAAGACAACAACAAUGGUUAUGGACAUGGUCAUGGACAACAACAACAACAACAACAACAGAGACCAACAAAGAAGUCAAGACAUAGUCGCGAUGAAGAGGGCGGCGAGGCAACAGAGGGUGGCGAGAUGAUGGAUAGUCAAGUCGUCCCACAGAAGAAGGAGAAAGAGAAAGAGAAAGAGAAGAAGAAGAAGGUGGAAGAGAUUAUAGUGUAUCCAGCAACACUUAGGUUGUACUUGGGUGGUCUGCCACCAUCUGUACCACAUGCCGAGCUGUCCAGUCUGUUCACAUCAGUGUCCAGUGAGUGCAAUGUUCAAUCACUAGAGUUGGUCAACGAUGCCGUCGAUGGACAUUAUAAAGGCUUUGCCUUUGCCGAUGUUCACUUUGCCACCGAAGACGCAUUCAUCAAGUUGUCCAACAGUCUGUCCAAGACCAGAUGGAAGGGUUCCAUCAUCACCCUGGCAAAGGCCAAGCAUCCACACUUCACAAAGAGAUGGCAACAACUCAAGGAUGAAGAGAUAAAGGAGGAAGAGGCAUUGUUGAAGAAGAAACAGGAUGCAGAGCGUUUGGAACAGGAGAAGGCCCAGGCCAAACGUGAUCAGGAGGAGGCACAGGCAAAGAAGCGUGAGAGGAUUGAGAAGAAGAAAGAGAAGGAGAGGUUCAAGAGUAAUCCAUACUCAAAUGACACGAGUGGCUGGGGAGCAACAUCAUCAUCAAACGCACAAAGAGGUCGCCAACAACAUCAUCGUGAAGAGCAGUCAUGGAAUGAGAAUGAUCAAGGAUAUGGACAAGGAUAUGAUCAAGGUUAUGGACAUGGAUAUGAUGAAGGAUAUGGAGGAUAUGAUCAAGGAUAUGGACAACAACAUGAUGAGGGUCAUGGAGGUGGUGAUGGAGGAGCCUAUGAUAUGAAGAAGCAGUCGGCUGCAGAGGGUGAGAGGAAGAGACAGGAGGCUUUCAAGAAGAGGAUGCAACAAAAUAAGCCAACAAUGGUUAUUGAGGCUAGCAAGGAUGAUGUUGUGAUGUUUGAUGAUGGUGAAGAGUCUGCUGAGCCAUCAUCACAUGCUCAAUCUUCAAAUAAGUCCAACAACUACAACAACAACGAAUAUGAUCAAAGUUGGGACAACAAUAGUGAAUGGCAGGAUGAUGGCAACAACUAUCAAGAACAGGAACAAGGACAGGACUACUCCAACUCAUAUAACAAGGGAGGAUAUGGUGGUGGCCAUAACAACAACAACAACAAUAGGCGUGAUAAGGAUACAGAGUGGAGUCGUAACAAUGCCUGGGACAAGAAAGGAAAGUGGUCAAAGGAUGAUGGUGACUACAACAACAAGUGGAACAACAAAAAUGAUGGAGGUGACUGGAACAACAACUCCAAAGGCUGGAACAACAAGGGUGGUGCUGACCAGGGUUGGAACAACAAGUGGGCCAACGAGAAUGAAUGGGACGAAGCUGGCAAUGAUGGUGGAUGGAAGAACAACAAGAACAACAACAAUGGCAGCAAAGGUUUGGACAACGAUAACGUCUACAAGAGUACCACCAAGGACAACAAUAAGUGGGGCAACAACAAUGAUGGAGAGUGGGACAACAAGAACUACAACAAAUGGAACCGUGGAGGAGGUGAUGAUGGAGGUUGGGGCAACAAUGCUGCCGCCGGAGGUUCUGGCGCUGGCAAGAACAAGUGGAGUCGCGAUGACAACACCAACACCACAUGGGAGGAACCCGCAGCAUCUGUUCCUCGCGAGCCUGCCAAGUGGGUGAAGAUUGAGCGUUUCGAUCCAAUGGCCAAGGACCAUGAGCUCCUGGAAAUUGGAAAGAAGAAGAAGGUAUAUCCAAAGAAGGGUGAAGUAGAUGGUGCCACACCAGCUGCCACCUCUGCAACAACCACUGCCACAGCUACCUCUAAACAGAACAAUAAUAAGCAAUCACAUACUGUGGCCACGAAUGUACACAGCACAACGACUACAACUCAACCAUCGACAUCAACAACAAAGUCAAGUACUGAGGCCCCAAAGAAGAAGGCACAGGUCUUGACAUCAUGGAGAUCACUGUUUGACGGCAACAGUAAUGCCGCCGCUACCACCGCUACCACCAACACCAGCAAGUCAAAAAACAACAACAACAACAACACCGUGGAAGAGCAACCAUUCAACAUCUUCUCAUUGUUUGGCAAUAACUCUGUUGACAAUAGUGCAGCUGUUGCAUCAGCUGUCGCCACCGCAUCAUCAUCCACCUCAACUUCGACAUCGACCAAGACAACUCAAACUACAUCAACAUCCAGCGAUAAUACAAAGCGACCCAAGAAGCCAUCAUUCUUUGACGAUGAUUAG
Acytostelium subglobosum LB1 is the source of this 2670-nucleotide messenger RNA. RefSeq lists its product as hypothetical. The coding region runs from base 1 to 2670 and encodes 889 amino acids. The transcript has 4 exons. Gene Ontology annotation, molecular function: RNA binding. NCBI's taxonomy places the organism in Eukaryota, Evosea, Eumycetozoa, Acytosteliales, Acytosteliaceae. The record is from RefSeq and is a predicted model, not a curated record.